UUUCAGUUUGACUUCUCGCCGGCGAACACAAUGGAGGGAGAUCAAAAGGUGAAUUCCACUUCUCCGGCGCCGGCGGCGGAGCCGGCGAUGAUGAUCGAAGAAUGGAACGGAACUUCGUCGACGAAACUCACGAAGACGGCCACCAUAACUUCCACUUCUCAUUCUUCGAUCUCCAUCCAAAGAUCCAGUAACGCAUUCACUCAUAUCUCUCAAAGAAUUCUCCAAGCUUUCGUUCCUGAGGGGUAUCCAACUAGUGUUACUCCAGACUAUUUUCCUUUUCAAGUGUGGGAUUCAUUGCAGGGGCUUUCUACGUAUGUGCGGAUGAUGCUCUCUACACAAGCUCUUCUAAGUGCUAUAGGCGUUGGUGAGAAAUCGGCUACUGUUAUUGGGGCAACGUUUCAGUGGUUCUUGCGAGAUUUAACUGGAAUGCUUGGAGGUGUCUUGUUCACUUGUUACCAGGGUUCUAAUUUAGACAGCAAUGCCAAAAUGUGGCGUUUGGUGGCAGAUCUCAUGAAUGAUCUUGGAAUGUUGAUGGAUCUUGUAUCUCCUUUAUUUCCAUCAGCUUUUGUGUUCAUCGUCUGCAUAGGGAGCUUAUCAAGGUCAUUCACUGGUGUUGCUAGUGGUGCCACUAGAGCAGCUUUGACGCAGCACUUUGCCCUUGAAAACAAUGCAGCAGAUAUAGCUGCAAAGGAAGGAAGCCAAGAAACUCUUGCUACAAUGAUUGGAAUGGCUUUAGGAAUGCUUCUUGCACGCCUCACAAUUGGCCACUCCUUUGCCAUUUGGAUAUCCUUUUUGUCUCUUACUAUGUUCCAUAUGUAUGCAAACUACAAGGCUGUCUGUUGUCUUUCGCUGAAUACUCUGAACUGUGAAAGAUGCUCCAUUGUUUUAUCACAUUUCCUCAAGACAGGCCAAGUACUCUCUCCAAAGCAGGUCUCUUCCAUGGAGCAUGUUCUACCUUUAUGGAUGACCUCGUGGAACUUAAAGGGUGGUGAUUCUCUAUACAAGCAAGUACGUUUAGGUGUCAGAGUUUCUUCACUUGACAGCCUUGCUAUGGUUGACCUAUUACAAUCUGCUGGAUCGCAUUACAAGAAAGAGAAAUAUUUACUUCAACAAAAAGGGGGUAUUAUCAGGAUUAUUACUCAUAAGGAUUCAGCGGGAGCUGAUAUAUUACAAUCGUUCAUCCAUGCUCUUGUCAUGGCAAAACUAGAUGAUCAAGAUGGAUCCAUGUCUUCGGAAAGCCAAUCAUGGAUGGAUAAGCAUUAUGAAGUUUUUGUUUUGAAGCUUCAGUCAUCAGGAUGGAAGACUGAACGUCUACUAUCAUCAUCAGUCGUUUGGAGAGCAAAUUGGCUGGUAAAUUAUUCAGAUGGCAAACAUGACUAGUCUACUUUAAUACAAAGUAAAAGUCAUCUAGUUUCAGUCAGAUGCUUUCAAAUUACGACUUGGGGUGAUUUCAAUUCAUCAUUCGGUAUGUCUUGGAUCUUCCAAUGAUCAUUGAGAAGGUAAAAGUUUAGCUCGGCCUACAUGUUGUGUUCAAAGGAUAGCAUUUGAUGGAUAGUUUCCAUGAUCUUGGAGAAACUCUUGUUUAUUGGAAUUUUAAGUAGGUCCUGGAUAAUCUUGAAAUCAGAGUUGUAAUUUAUUGGCCUUUAAUAUAUGUUAUGUAGGUCAAACUCCUCGUAGGGCUUGAUGCCUGUAUAGCCUUGUCUUUGUUAGAAUGGUUAAAUCUUGAGAUGUGUGCUGCUUUUGAAUGCUCCCUUGGGACAAGUGAUGUACACUAGGGUUGUCCAAGUAUUAUCACCUAUUGUCACAACUCGACUUGUACAAUAAUUUGGAUUAGAGUUACGAGGUUCUAAAAACUUUA
Solanum verrucosum is the source of this 1858-nucleotide messenger RNA. Its product is annotated as protein root UVB sensitive 3. Lineage: Eukaryota; Viridiplantae; Streptophyta; Magnoliopsida; Solanales; Solanaceae. Bases 31 to 1380 code for a protein of 449 amino acids. The record is from RefSeq and is a predicted model, not a curated record. The transcript has 14 exons.